Molecule: messenger RNA, 2463 nt
Organism: Capsicum annuum
Lineage: Eukaryota; Viridiplantae; Streptophyta; Magnoliopsida; Solanales; Solanaceae
Exons: 8
Coding region: 90-1400 (436 amino acids)
Source: RefSeq, a predicted model, not a curated record
GAGGAGUAUAUCACACAAAUCUUUGUUUGUUUCUCGAAAAUCGUGCCAGUUAAAAGAGAGUAUUCAAACCGAAUGACGCCUUAUUUCAUAUGUUUAGUGGAGCCACUGCAUUUGUGCAUUUUCUCAUUUUCGCUCCACUUUCGUUUGUUAGACAAAAACGUUCUGCUUUCUCCUAUUGCCAAAAUACUUCGCAAAAGGGAGAAAGCAAGCAAAAUACGCUAAUGGCUUCUUCUAUAUCCCCUUCUUCCUCUGCUUCGGGUUUAUCGGAAACAGUCUCUCUGACCUCCAACUUAAGGUUUUGCGUGCACUCUGCCCUUGCCCAAGUGGGAUUACACUGGAGAACUGUUUGUCUGACAUGUGGGGAUGAAGGAGAUACCAAGCUUCUUAUAUACUGCUUGAAAUGUCGUGAUUCCGCUGUACACCACUAUUGCCUAGAGAAAUUCUCCGUUGAUGAUGACCGUAUUGAAUGGAUAUGUUGGGAUUGCGCUCCUGAAGUUACUAAGGUUGAGCAGUUUAGAAAGAGUGAACGGAUAAGUGUGAGAAAAAUCCGUGCUUUUGAUGUUCGAGUGGAACGGAGAAUAAAGCUUAACAAUUGUAAACUAAAAGCUAAAAGGUUAGAUAAGGCUAAACAUGACGCAAAUGGAGCAGUCCAAUCAGCUUCAACCCAUAAUCCUUUACAAAUUUUGCAUAAGGAAAAGCCUUCACAAAUUGAAACUAAGAAACAAAAAGACAUUGGAGAAGAGUGUGCAGAUGUAUGCUAUUCUGAACAGCAAAUUAAAUCAGUAAAAGCAUGGAACGCUCCACUAAUAAGCAAACACCCGGAAUCUUAUUGUUCAACAUUGAACGAGGAAGGUGGAAUGGUAGAAAGAUCUCAAUUAAGAGGUGACUCUUCUCCGCAAGAUCCAAAGAGUGCUCAGUUACUUAUUGAAAUUGGAAAACAACAAAAGAUGAGAAAGCCAAGGAGGAGGUUUGUAGUUCUUGAUGAUGACAGUGAUUUUGAGGGAGAGGGUGGGGCAAUUGGUGGAAAUUUUUCUUCAUUCUCCGAUGAGCAUUAUUUUCCACUCAACAAUUUGUAUAGUGAUACUCAAGUAGAAUCUGUGAAUUGUUUGCCUGCAGAGCCAGUUAUUGAUCCCAUUUGGCGGGGAUGUUUUAUCUUCAAUAGAGAAAGUGAAGGCAGUAAUAAUAUUUUAGCUCAUUUGUCAAACAAAGCCUGUGAAAAGGCGUUAAUAGCAGCAAAUAGGCUUCCGGUGCAACUUGAUGUAGAACUUAUGGCCAAGAGUGAUAUAUGGCCGAAGAGUUUUCUGAGGUUGCCACCAACGGACAGCAGUAUUGCUUUGUAUCUCUUUCCCGAGCUCUGGAAAGUGAUGAAAAUUCUUAUGAUGCUCUUUUGGAAGAUUUAAUUGACAAUGAUCUUGCAAUGAACGCCAUGAUUGACAACUUGGAGCUUUUGAUUUUUUCGUCUCGUGAAUUGCCACAGCAACACUGGAGGCUUCAUAGGAAGUACUAUUUGUGGGGCGUGUUUAGACAUAAGUCACCCUCAUGCUCAAAUAUACCAACUGCUAACGUUUUUGCACAAACUAGCAGCAUUCAGAAUGCAGCUAUUAGAGCAUUCAGAAUGCAGCUAUUAGCUAUCUCCAAAAUGAAGUCGAAGGUGCAAAUACAGGUUGUUCUCAGGGCCAGAGUUUCCCCAGUCCCUUGAGAUAUUGAAAGGUGUGAAUUCUGGCAGUCCUCAGGGCCUCUUCCCACGUCCCUUGAGCUCCUGUUAUAUCAGUACAUCUACAAAAGAUUCCCCUUGCCAUCCCGGGGUUAGACUCAUUAAUAUGGAACACGAGUGUAGUAGGAAUUUAGACACAAGGAACCAAGAUGUUGGCCAACAUGACACAUGCAGAAUGCUAACAUCUGAUAUUUGCGUUUCUACAUAACUGAAUGGAGUUGGUGAUCAAUUUGGUCCCUGCUUGGAGCCUUUCAGAUCGAAAAGGCGUCUUUCAUUUUCAACUAUGGGAAAUUGGGCGACAGUGGUGAUUUUUAUUGGUAUGAAGAAUGACACCCGUUGCAAGCAAAUAGGGUGAUUUGGGGUUUGUUGAAAAAAGUCAAGGUGUUUGAAGAAAAACAAAAUCGAGCAAGAAGAUUAUAUAUUAUUGGUGUUAUUGCCAUUACUUUGGUGUUGUCGGGAAUAUGGAUGUUGAAACCUAAUUGCUGAAGUUUUGUGUUGAACUCAUUCUACUGAUAUUGAUGCUAAUUGCUGAAGUUUUACGUUGAACUCAUUCUACUGAUAUUGAUGUUGCAAAUUGGCCGUUUAGGUGUAUAACUGUGAUGUGCAUUAGGACUUGUAAGGUGUAGUUUGUUGAUGUAAUAUUGCCCUUGUAAUAUUUCUUACAGGUGUAGUUUGUUGAUGUAAUGUUGGCCUUGUAAUAUUUCUUACAUUUGUUGAAAUAAAAUAUUUAUUUGUCGUUAACUUUUGAU